UGAUUUUUGUAAACAGACGUUAGCAUUUUAUCAUGCUGCGGUGGCAUGCAAUUUACUCUUAUCUAAACUAUGCCGAAACUCUUUGAGGUAAAGUUUACAGACAAAUCUAAUACGGGAGGAUUUUGGUCUGCCAUUGAUGUUUGGAUAAAGAAACCACACGUUGUGAACAAACGUCUUUGUGGAGUCAAAGAGACACAGAGCAAGAAUGUUGACUUUGAAGAAAUUAGAAACAUUCUGCUAACUCAUGGAAGUGAUACUUCAGAGUCGAAGGAUGUUCUUACUUUCUUGAAUAGUGGCGUUGAACAUGACAAGGAGAGACUGUGGUCUUUUUGUGUGAGGACAUUCAUUCCUAAAGUAAACUGUUAUGGCACAACUGUACAUAAAGACAUUAUACUUAAAGGUAAGCGUUAAUGACAUUCAGCUGAUGUUUAAGCUGCUUAUUAUUGAGUUCUGGCUGACUUUACAACAUGUACGCAAUAUAUGUAUUUGAAUACAGUCUGAUGUGUGACAUUUUUUUACUCGACAUUUUCAGAUUUUGACACUCAAAGAGUAAGCUUCUUACCAGUUGAAGAGAGUGCGGAAGGGACUGCCUCUCUACGGAAGAACAACAUCUAUCAGAUACAGCUCCUGGCUGAGAAGAAUGAUGAAUGGUGAGUGUUUCCAUGUUUAAUCUCAGUGUCGCUUCUUCACCUACCCUUCCAUUGAUCCAGAAAUGCAUGGACACAUUGGACAUUGUCUACAUUGGUUUGCUCUGUAAUCUCAUCUCCAGGACACUAGAGUUACAUCUCAUGCGGCCUGGUGACUGGUUCAGUGACGGGGUGGCCUACCCCAAACUGCCCUGGCUCGGUGGGGAGCUCCUGCCCAAACUGGUGCGCUGGGCCACGGAGAGUAAGAUCAGUGAGUUCAAGAGCACCCUGUCCCUCCUGCCUGUAGAGAUGUACAGCACCAUGUACCAACAGCUGAAGGAUAAGUACAAGGAGAUGGUCAAGGUAUGGUUAAUAAAUGGUUAAUAUGGUGAAUGUAUGGUCAAGGUAUGGUUAAUAGUUAAUGGUCAAUGUCUUGUCUUUAAUGGUAUAGAUUUGUCAAAACAGUCCUGAACGCAUGAAUAUAUUUGUCUUUGCGUAGGUUUGGCCUGAAGUGACUGAUCCAGAAAAGUUUGUCUUUGAAGAUGUUGCCAUCGCUACCUAUCUUUUGGUAGGUCUCUUCUCUACAUGGACAGUAACUACGACAAUGUAUUUGACGGAAUGCUAAUAUGAGUAAAAUGCCAACUCUAAUGACAGUAACACCAUUGUCUAUUAAUGCACAGGUCCUAUGGGGCGAGGAGCGAGCAGAGAAGGGUCUGACCGCCAAACAGUCCUUUGUGGAUCUUGGUUGUGGAAAUGGUCUCCUGGUUCACAUACUAAGCAAUGAAGGGGUAUGUGUGAUAAACAGUACACUAGGUUCACCAGAACCUGAUAUGCCCCGGUACUGAAUAGUAACACCAGGACUACGGGCUGAAAUACUCCAUGUGGAAAACUGACCUCUCUAGCAGAGCUCCUUUAAUUUCCAAAUGUCCACUAGAUGCUUAAUCAAUGACAGGGUAGCCGGCGAGUCGUAAAAAGCUUUAGGAUGCGUCCCAAAUUGCACUGUAUUCCCUAUAUAGUGCACUACUUUUGACCAGGGCCCCCAUAGUGCACCAUAAAUGGAAUAGGAUCCCAUUUGGGACGCAGACUUAAUCUGUGCCAAUUCCAUGCCAAUGUUCCAUUUAAUCAGUGAUGUGAUUUAACGUCCAAUCAAAACGCUGGAUAGCCGUAAUUGAAAUUACACACGGGGUAGGUGGAAAGUGUGUUACUAUACACAAUGUUAUUUUGAUGAAGUGAUUAGGGACUGACCAUCAUGCCUACUUGUGUUUCAGCACCCUGGAAAGGGCAUCGACGUGAGGAAAAGGAAGAUCUGGGAUAUGUACGGCCCACAAACACAUCUAGAGGUGAGGAAGGGCUAUAUGAAACUCAGCCUAGAUCAACUAUUUGAUUUAGGGGUAGAUACUGCAUGAGUCUUCCGUAGUACCGUUACACUUGUGGAAAUUGACCUAUAUGGAUAGGGACAAAUUGAAAUGUUUCUAACAGAAAUAGUCUGGGUAGCCAUUUGAUUAGCUGUUUGGGGUAUGUACGGUCACUGUGGGGACAACGUCAUCAAUGCACUUACUGAUGAAGCCAGUGACUGAUGUGGUGUACUCCUCAAUGUCAUCGGAAGAAUACCGGAACAUAUUCCAGUCUGUGCUAGCAAAAACAGUUGCAUGGAGAGUCUGUGCUAGCAAAAACAGUUGCAUGGAGAGUCUGUGUUAGCAAAACAGUUGCAUGGACAGUCUGUGCUAGCAAAACAGUUGCAUGGACAGUCUGUACUAGCAAAAACAGUUGCAUGGACAGUCUGUGCUAGCAAAAACAGUUGCAUGGACAGUCUGUGCUAGCAAAAACAGUUGCAUGGACAGUGUGUGCUAGCAAAAACAGUUGCAUGGACAGUCUGUGCUAGCAAAAACAGUUGCAUGGACAGUCUGUGCUAGCAAAAACAGUUGCAUGGACAGUGUGUGCUAGCAAAAACAGUUGCAUGGACUCACUGUCCAAUAAUAGUGUAUACCAUACAGUUAGUUAUCUGUAAGAUCCCUCAGUCGAGCAGUGAAUUUCAAACACAGAUUCAACUACAAAGACCAGGGAGUUCUUUUAAUUUUUAAUUUUUUUAAUCUAUGGCAAUAUUUGAAAAUGGCUGUGUAGCAAUGAUCAACAACCAACUUGACAGAGCUUGAAUAAUUUAAAAAAGAAUAAUGUGCAAAUAUUGUCCAAUCCAGGUGUGCAAAGCUCUUAGAGACUCACAGCUGAAAUCGCUGCCAAAGGUGAUUCUAACAUGUAUUGACUCAGGGGUGUGAAUACUUAUUUUCAAUACAUUUGCCAAAAUGUCUAAAAACAUGUUUUCACUUUGUCAUUAUGGGACCACCCAUACGUAAAAAUGUAUGCACACGUGACUGUAAGUCGCUUUGGAUAAAAGCGUCUGCUAAAUGGCAUAUUAUAUUAUUAUUAUUAUUGUGUGUAGAUGGGUGAGAGAAAAAUAAUCUUUAAUCCAUUUUGAAUUCAGGCUGUAACACAACAAAAUGUGGAAUAAGUAAAGGGAUAUGAAUACUUUCAGUUUAGCACUAAAAAUAACAUAAGGUAGAACAAAAACACACAAUAAAUAAAAUAAGAAGAACACGAGGAAGUAAGAAGCUAUAUACAGGGUCAGUUCCAAUACCAUAUUUACAAUGUACAGGGAUACUGGAGUGAUAGAGGUAGAUAUGUAUAGGGGUAAGGUGACUAGGCAUAAGGAUAUAUGAUAAACAGAGUAGCAGCAACGUAAAUUAUGAUUGUAUGUGUAGAGUCUGUAAAAAAUGUGUGUGCAUGUAAUGUGUGUGUUGGAGUGUCAGUGUGUGUGAGUAUGUAGAGUCCUGUGAAUGUGCUUAGAGACAGUGAAAAAAUAAAAUACAAGUCAACUCAGGUAGUCCGUGUAGCCAUUCAGUUAGCUAUUUAGCAGUCUUAUUGCUUGGGGAUAGAAGCUGUUCGGUAGCCUGUUGGUGUCAGACUUGAUGCCCUGGUACCGCUUGAUGUGCGGAAGCAGAGAGAACAGUCUAUGGCUUGGGUGGCUGGAGUCUUUAACAAUUUUCCGGGCCUUUCACACCGCCUGAUGUAGAGGUCCUGGAUGGCAGGGAGCUCGGCCUCAGUGAUGUACUGGGCUGUCCGCACCACCGUCUGUAGCGCCUUGCGAUCAAGGGUGGUGCUGUUGCCAUACCAAGCAGUGAUGCAGCCUGUCAAGAUGCUCUCAAUGGUGUAGCUGUAUAACUUUUUGAGGAUGUGAAGGCCCAUACCAAACCUUUUCAACUAUUUUAUUUUAUUUGACCUUUUUUUAACUAGGCAAGUCAGUUAAGAACAAAUUCUUAUUUACAAUGACGGCCUACACCGGCCAAACCCGGACAACGCUGGGCCAAUUGUGCGCCGCCCUAUGGGACUCCCAAUCACGGCCGGUUGUGAUACAGCCUGGAAUCGAACCAGGGCGUCUGUAGUGACGCCUCAAGCACUGAGAUGCAGUGCCUUAGACCGCUGCGCCACUUCUGGAAGGGGAAGAGGCACUCUCACGCUGCCUUCACGACUGUGCGUGUGUGAGUGGACCAUUUUAAGUCCUUAGUGAUUUGGACACCAAGGAACUUGAAGCUCUUGACCUGCUCCACUGCAGCCCCAUUGAUGUGGAUGGGGGCGUGCUCGCCCCCCCCCCCCCCCCCCAUUUCCUGUAGUCCACGAUCAGCUCUUUGGUCUUACUGGCGUUGAGGGAGAGGUUGUUGUCCCGGCACCACACUGCCAGGUCACUGACCUCCUCCCUGUAGGAUGUGUCAUUGUUGCCGGUGAUCAGUCCUACCACUGUUGUGUCGUCAACAAACUUGAUGGUGUUGGAGUCGUGCGUGGCCAUGCAGUCGUGGGUGAACAGAGAGUACAGUAGGGUACUAAACACACCCCUGUGGGGCCCCAGUGUUGAGGGUCAGCGUGGCGGAGGUGAUGUUGCCUACCUUCACUACCUGGGGUCAGCCCGUCAGGAAGUCCAGGACCCAGUUGCAGAGGGAGGUGUUCAGUCCCAGGGUACUAAGCUUGGUGAUGAGAUGAGCUUGGAGGGGACAAAGGUGUUGAAUGCUGAGCUGAAGUCAAUGGAAUACCAUCCGGCCCCGCGGCCUUGCGAGUGUUGACCUGAUUAAAGACCUUACUCACGUCGGCCUUGGAGAGUGAGAUCACACAGUCAUGAAUGGUACGGUGUUAAUGUUGAAGCGUGUAACUAUGGCUCAAACGUAGCGAUCAUAAACAGUGAUACUGUAAAUGAUGACAUGAGUUUUCAAAUAUGGAAAUGUGAAAUGCAUAUUUGGACUCACGGGUGUGUGGUUUGCUUGUAUGACAUCAAAGCGGUAUUUAUUAUAAUCCUCAAUAUCUCAUCUUUCAGAACACCGACUCUUCUCGAUUUACAGCAUUUCCCUCACUCAGACAACAACAAAUGUGCAAAAGUAGCCCAAUUUGCGGGAGGGAUGGGGGGGGGGGGGGGCAUCUUCUUGUCGCACGCGGUGCUCAAGUUUAUAGCGACUGUCAGUCAAAACCUAUACGGCGCUGUGAAGCGGAGAACCUGAGCUCUGACAUCAUGUAUAGCAUGUACAUCCACUGCAUUCCAAUUUAGGCACUUGUCAAUGUCAAUCUGCCAUUUUCAACCCGUAUACGGGAUGACAGGGGCUGUGAGUGGAACGGGUUAAAAUCGCACUAGAUCAACUUAAUUCUGAGGGCUUUGUGGAUAUUUUGUAUUCCCCUAUUUUUGAAAGCAAACAAAACUAUCACACUAUUUGAAAUAUUUAUGAAUACCAGAUUCAUUCAGAAGAUAUGUAGGUCUUAUAACGGUAUUAUAUUAACUAUUUCAUUCACCUUUUCAAAUGAAGUAAUAUGACAGUUGCAUAUAGUCUAAACCACCAUAGAUACACAUGGAAUUGCACAUGGGGUUGCGGGGAACCCCACACGUUGUUAGACACGCUGUGCUCUGCUGUGCUGUACUUUCCCCCUGCUGCACGCCUUCAAUGUUUCAUCAGAAGACAAGCUGCUGAAUGUUCCCUUGCAUCUAUUAUUCACUGUGUGUAUGCCAGGCAGGAAGUGGCUAGGCGAGGUAGUUGUUCCCAUAGGGACACACUGUACUUUUAGCUAACAGCUCAGGAUUCUUUCUGGUAUCCUUAUUGUCGGUGAUGGGAUAUGAUGGGUGUAUAGAACAUGGGAAGUGGUCUCCAACACCUGAAGGGUUUUUCCUUGUCAUUUUUUGAGUGUUUUCCUUUCAACUAGUUUCCUUAGUUGUCAAUUUUUUGCCUGAAAUCCCUUAUUUACUUUUAUUGUUGUUGUUUAAAAGUAUAAAACCAGUAAUUUCUCUAGACCCUACAUGGCAAGAGGCACAAAAUGUUGCUUUGAAAAGUAUUUUUCAGAAUUUGUAAACUUUGUAUUUCAGACCACCCUUCCUUAUACCCACCCAGACACUAAAUGAAAUGAGAUAACGAUCACAUUAAGCAUUAUCCUCCUUCAAUAUUAAAAGUUGGCAACAGAGUUGUUAUUUUGCGAUAGAGAGCGGCUGGGUGUGUCAUAAGCCAUUUGUAAUUCAAAAAUGAUUAAUAAAAAUAUAUAUAUAAUUACUGUCAGCUUCUCUCUGAUCUUCUCUCUGACCUGUUGUGCUUUUGGGCGGGGGCUUUUUUUCUAUUCCAGGAAACGGCAAUCACUCCCAGUGAUGGCUUCUUAUUCCCGGGCACAGACUGGCUGAUUGGAAACCACUCGGACGAGCUCACACCGUGGAUCCCCGUUAUAGCGGCCAGGCAAGUCAUCAGCAGAAACUAUUUGGCUUAGCCGCCUCAAGUGGCAACUGAUCUCUUGAAUUUGAAAUAAGAAUAAUGAGUUGGGUUGGGAAGGGGGCAAUGGAGGUGUGUGAAGCGACGUGUCUGAUGCGGCAGCCACCUGGUGGCGAUGUUGAGCUUGGCUCUUUAACUUUUUGCAUUGAAUCUCCUGUUCUGGUUUGAACACUCCAACAACCUCCAUAGAUUUUAAAUUGUCCUCAUCUCCUGCCUUAACCUCACAUUUUUCUCACCCCACUUUGAGUCAGCUGUACAUACAUCCGUUGUACUUGUGGUAUUUUCUCACCUCUAUGCUGCCUGCUAUCUGUGGUUAGGGCUCCCUUUAAAAAAGAGGUUCUAUCAUAUCUCAUUUAAACUCACCUGGAUGAAUAGACAGUAAUAAAGUACAUUGAUAACUGUGUCCAAACCACAUGGUUUUGAUGUGUAAUUUCUGUCAGUUUCCUCCCACUUUAGAUCAUCCUUCUCCUGUCGGUACUUUGUCCUGCCGUGCUGCUUCUUUGACUUCUAUGGGAAGUACCAGCGGAGACACUGUAAGAAGUCCCAGUAUAAGGAAUACAUUGACUUCAUCUCUGAAGUCAGCACAGCCUGUGGGUUCAACACAGAGGAGGACUGCCUGAGAAUCCCCUCCACAAAGCGGGUAUGCUAAUGCUAACAAUGACACUUGAACACACAGUACAUGCUAACGUGUUAAUGCAAACCACUCAUGUUGUUGUAAUCUAACCCCUUGCUCUACAGGUGUGUCUGGUGGGAAAGUCGAGGAGCUACCAGCUGUCAGACGAGCCACAGGCGGAGGAGUGCAGAGUCAAGUAUAUACAGGGUCGUCAGACCUGCUCCGGGGUCACAGUUCGAGAGUCAAACGCUGAGGGUGAAGCCGAGCACAACCACUCAGAAACGGACAGGAUCCACGGCACCAACUGGGGAGCUGGGUUCCAGCCCCGAGAGAGGAUCGAGACAGUGCGGAACUGUGCCGCCCUUCCCCGGGACUUUGUAGAUGGUAUAGUCCUACGUGUGGCCAACUCUCUGCUGGGGUUGACUAAGGACGAAGGUGGUGAUGUCCCCAGCACCUGGAACACGGGAGGUAAGAGAAUGGGCCUUAAUAACUAAACUGUCAAUCAAAUCACAAGGUAAUCUCUCCCUCAAAAUUCAAUAAAGUCCCACUCAGUCUGCAUUUACAUGAGCUGUAAUUGAGGUCAUAACAGGUUUAGGAAUAAAGUACAUAUCUGAUCUUGGAUUCAUUACUAGUAUGGAGUGUAUUGGAUUUAUGUACUGUGUACUACAUGGUGUAUUGUUGAUUUAGUGGAAUUCAGGAUGAUAGGGUGUGUGCAGGAACUCAAUGGUGGUGGGCCGUCAUGCCCUUAACCCACCCCAUCUCUUUCGGUAUCUCUACCUCUCCCUGUCUAUCGUUCUCUCUCAGCACCAAUAGGAAAGCCCUGGUGGCGCAGCGCGACCCUGCUUUGAACCCUGUCAGCGUUUCAUCCUCCGCCAUCCUGCACCACAUUCACACACUGCCCCCAUCUCUCCUUUAUCAACCUUUUUCCGGACUUUCCCCUCAUCCUCCAAACACACACAAACACACACCUGCACUCCCCCCUCCCACUGUACGAUGGAUGAGAUGAAGUCUAGUCUGAUUAAAACAGAAGAAUCUCUGUCAGAACUGAAAUUACAGAGAGGGACAGAAAGGUAGAGUAGGAGAGAGGAAAAGGGAGCGAGAGGAAAAGAGGGGAAGAGACAGAGAGCCUGUAAUCCAGGAUGGAGAUUACUGGAUGAAUAAUGCACUAUGAUGAAAGAUAUUUUAUGCAUGAGUCUGUAUUUGUGUCGGGUAUUUCUACCAGUUAUCUUAUAGCGCAGCUCUGAAAAGAGGGAGGUUAUGCCGGGGCAGCUUGUAUGGACAGUGGCCAGCUCCCGAGUUUCAAUGUACCAUUUUAGAUGGCAAAGCAAAGUGCUACUAUUAAAGUGGAACUGACAGCGUUUUAACUACGUUGCCGAUAUGAAACAAACAGACAAUCAUAAUAUCAGUAACAAAUAUCAUAACCUGCAACAAAACACCAUGCAAAUUAGAAACAUGUAAGCAGUAGUCUAGGUUGGCUACUCAACCAAAAUACAUUUUGAGUGCACCAUACAGCAAUGCUGCAUUCAACCGCACCAGUGAUCCAUGCAAGAUUUCAUGUUGCUAAUAUGCUGUCAGUUCCACUUUAAGUAUGCACUCUUUUUAGCAUACUCUUAGCUAAAAUGCAAGGUAAAAACAAUUCCUCAAUGGUUUUUGAGCAUUUCUGUUUCCACUUAUACAAUAGCACUAAAUAAAUACAAUGUUAUGUUAGCUGAGCAUCUUGCUAGGAGCCAUUUAAUACAUUCAGCAAUACGAUGUCACCUUGCUGAGUGUAGCUUUAAGCCCACAGCAUUACACAAACACACUAUCUAUGGACAGUCCAUUAAUAACGGUUUGGGAGGCCAGUCCAGGUCCACAUUGUCAAUAGCCCCUCUUAUCCCGUUAAUCUCUAUUAGCAUUGUAGGCUAUAGUAUCUUAAGGACAGCUGUAAACAUUGUAUUAUUACAUUAAGGCCCUGGGCUCCCUGGCGUCUCUGCCCUCAGACUGCUCUUUGCUGCCCUCUGUUCACACAUACGUUGGCAUACUAUUCCCAGCUACUGUGCCAGGCUGCAAACAAAACUUGAGUGUCUUGAAUUCUUACGUCAUGUGGUACAGUACUAUAACUGUAAUCUAAGUAGGCUAUGUAUAAUGUCUGUAUAUACAAAAUCAACAGAACAGUUUUGAAGUUGAUAAUCAAGAGUGGAGGGCUCUUGAUGAUUGAUUGACAAGUAUUGCGCUGUAAUUUGUUAGUAAGAUGGUAAUGGCUUUGCCACAGCAGAAAAAUUACAAUGGGUUGCCCCGACGACUCGGUUUGAUUAUAAUAUGAUGUAACACAAAUAAAAUAACAUGGAGCAUGAGGGAAGGGAACCUAAGGUAGAAUUGUUCUCCCGUAUGCCAAAGAGAGAAGAUUGUCAUUUAUACGAACCAAAGGUCAACACAGAUUGAAUUCUCCAUGGAGAAGGGGAAAUCAAAGAAAGAAAUACCUUAAUCUCCAUGAAAUGGAACUUAAAGGUUGGCUAGCUGCUCUGCUGGGAACUCAACUGUGAAUUCAUAUCUCGGCUUACAAAUAUUGUGGAAACACCUAAAGAGUUUUUGGCCAUGUAUAUGCAUUAUCUAAGGCCCAUGGGGAAUGGGUUCGUUUUAAUAUCUUUCUCAGUGGGGAAAUUAUGGUGGUGGGAAAUGACAGACAACAAUGACUCAGGAUUUAUUUUUAAAUGGCCGCUGGGAACUGUGGUGGCAAAAUGUCCUCUGUUAUUAUGACAGCAUGUUGGACUGCGUUUUUAAUUGACUUCACAGCUCUGACUGACACCUUGUCUGAGAGAAUAAGUUAUUUUCUGAGGUUCUAAUUUAGCACAACUCCCUUGUUAUCUCUGUCUGCUUUCCAAAUGUUUACCAGGGUCAAAAGCAGUGCACUAUAAAGAGAAAAGGGUGCCAUUUGGGACUCAGCCCAAAAGUCACACCUACCCACCCAAGCCAUUUUCUCACAACGCCAAUGUCAUGUUUAUCAUAACCCCAUCAUCUCCUAUGGCUUUCUAAUCUCUUUGUCCUAGUCCUCCUUUAUUGAACCCUUAACCACUCUCCUCUUCUCCUUUUUCAUUCUAAAUUGCACUCUUGGCUCUCCCUUCUCCAGGCAGGCUGUCCGUGAGAGAGGUGGCUGAGCUGUUGGAGCAGGAGACUCUGCAGGUCCUGAAGAAAGAGUGUGGCGGUCUGCAGACCCUGCUCAAGAACAACCACCAGGUCUUCAGAGGUACGUGCAGUACAAACUCCACAUCCAGACACUCUUCUCAAAGAAGCUUGAGCCCCAAAUGGGUCUAACCAGAGCCAUAGUAUGUGUCCCAAAUGACGCAUAUUCCCUAUAUAGUGCACUACAUUUGGACCAGGGCCUAAAGGGUUAGGGGUAGGGAUGUUUGGGACGCAGCCAUAGUAGAUACUAUGUGGAGAUCUGCUAAGUGUCUAUUUUGGCACCAAACAUCACAUGUAAAUAGUGUUCUAAUUUGCAUUCUCACUAUAAGGUUAAUUAUCUUGGAACCUUUGGUGCUAACAUGAUGGCUAUUAAGUUUGCUGAACUAUAUAUCAUUGGCUCUGGGUCUACAUACUGAAGCAAUCCAGGGCUUAUUGGAAUGCCGCAUUCAGAUAUGAAUGCUUGAAAAAGUCGAUGGAAUCAUUCCCAUUCUCAGCUUGAAGGAAUUUGCAUUUGGCAAUCUCUCUCAAGACAUGCUUCUUUAACCUGAUUACAGCAGGCCUGGAAAAUACCUAGUCAGUCCACUCUUCUCUCCCUCAGUGGAAGGUGGAAUGGUCCAUAUCCGGGACUGGCGGGUACAGGCCCAGAGGCCUAGAGGGCUGCAGGGUACCAGGGCUGAUUCUAAGCGGAAGCCUCUACUCUCUGGUGCCCUGAAGACCCGGGCCUGCUGGUUCCACACCCACCACCCUCACGGAUGCCCACUGCAGGCCGAGGAGUGUGCCUUCGCCCAUGGCCCCGACGACCUCCGACCUUCCACCAGACCACUCAAGAAAAUGAAGAACUCCAACUGAAUGCUCGAUUCAGUUUGGACCAUUAUUGCAAUGUUUUAUUUCUAUUUUACUAUUAUUAUUAUUUUAUUGUUUUGAAUUUAUGAUGGUAUAGGGAUGGCUGUGACUGUCUGUCAUACAUACAUACAUACAUACAUACAUACAUACAGUGGGGUCCAAAAUGAUUUACACCCUAAUAAUUCAAUAACUGAGCUAUAUUGUAAGUGGAAAAAAAAGAGGACAUCAUAUUAUUUUAUACUAAUACAAUUGCUCAGAGAAAGAGAUUUAUACUUUAUUUUCUCAAAAAGAUAGGGGUCAAAAUUAUUGACACCUCUAAAGAUUCUUAUAAAGAAAGUAGUC
Coregonus sp. 'balchen' is the source of this 11363-nucleotide messenger RNA. The record is from the annotation of a GenBank genome assembly. Lineage: Eukaryota; Metazoa; Chordata; Actinopteri; Salmoniformes; Salmonidae.